Molecule: messenger RNA, 1080 nt
Organism: Metschnikowia bicuspidata var. bicuspidata NRRL YB-4993
Lineage: Eukaryota; Fungi; Ascomycota; Pichiomycetes; Serinales; Metschnikowiaceae
Exons: 1
Coding region: 1-1080 (359 amino acids)
Source: RefSeq, a predicted model, not a curated record
AUGCAUUGUGACCAUCACAUUUUUGGAUUAUUUGCAACUCAUUGGCAUGAGCUCACCAAGAAGCACAAAAAACCUGGGGCUUUAAACAAAACCGCAGAUCUGGAUACAAUAAAAGAAGGCGGAGAAAGCGAAGGAUUCGACUCAAUACUUUGGAGCAAAUGUUUCAAGAUUUGUGAAAAGACACAUGGCGAGUCGCUUCCUUGUUUUAGUAUGGCUGACUUCAAUACUUUCUUGACCAGUCAUACACAAAACUUUGUCGAAAAAGACUGUGGUGCUUUGAAACUAUACAAUGAUCUUUUUGGUAAGCAAAAUUUGAAGGACAUUCUAUUUAAGAAAAAUGAAGAAAGUUCAACCGUGGGAAAAAGGUUUGUUAUCAAACUGGAUCUGCUGAUCUCCGGAUCAUCUGAACUAGGAGCAUUCCUUGAUGAAGCUUUCAUUAUUAGAGCGAGUCAUAGAGUUGCACUAUUCUUAGAAGAAGAAUUCCAGAACCCAUUAAACCCAGUGUUUUGUAUAACCUUUAGGAAGCGAGAAGCCUACAAUGCCAUCAAAUAUUAUAUCAAUGAUGUGAAUUAUUCUUGUUUGUCGAUUCCCACACUUCUUCGCAAAAUAAAGACAACAUUGGAAAUUGUGGAGGAGUUGAAAGCACAAAUUCAUACCGAAGGUUCGUCGAUAGUCAUCCAAGAUCUUAGAGACGAGGUUUCUGAAGCAGUUAAAAAUUCGCAGAAUAUUCAAAGGAGCGUUACUCAAGUCAUUCAUGCUAUUGACUCUGGGUCAGACCUUCUUAGAACCUUGUCAGCCUGGGCAAACUAUGAAUGUUCUUUGACAGAAGUAUAUGAAUCCUUGAAGGCAAGACACGACAUGUUUAUGGCAACUGUGCCUUUUGACAGAAUACAAAAGAUAAAGUAUUUGUGUGAUUACUUGACGACGGCUUCUAAGAAAAUUUUUGAGACAGUCAAAGAAAUCGAAGAAAAUCUGUCAGACUCCAUCAGUUUGUCUCUGUCUUUGGAUACACAUUCAUUUGCAGCGAACUCGAAAGAAAAGUUUUUAGUGGUCGAUCACUCGAAUGGAAGCGAACGGUAA